This is a messenger RNA of Sporisorium graminicola, 558 nucleotides long. RefSeq lists its product as uncharacterized. The record is from RefSeq and is a predicted model, not a curated record. Gene Ontology annotation, biological process: mitochondrial respiratory chain complex I assembly. The coding region runs from base 1 to 558 and encodes 185 amino acids. NCBI's taxonomy places the organism in Eukaryota, Fungi, Basidiomycota, Ustilaginomycetes, Ustilaginales, Ustilaginaceae. The transcript has 2 exons.
AUGGCCGCACAGAAGACCAACGAGCAGGUCGUCACCGAGACCUUUUCGGAACGAUCUGCCUUCGCUGAUGGUAUGACCGCAGGUGCCGCUAGUGCCGGUGCCGGUCUGUUUGUCAGCGCGAUCCAGAACAGUGUACAGACGCACAACAAGGGUGCGCUCGGUGUCUUUACACGCACAGGAAGCACCAUUGCUCUUUUCACUGCAAUGGGAGGCAUCUUUUCGUACACCGACUCUACCGUGGCCAACUUCCGACAGAAGGAUGACGCUAUCAACGGAGCAAUCGGCGGUUGCGCUGCUGGAUUCGUGCUCGGUGCUGCCGCUCGUUCGGUACCCAUGAUGUUUGGUGGAUGUGCUUCGCUCGCUGCAUUGAUCGGCACGUUUGACGCAGCAGGCAAGUCGCUCCAGGGCACCUACGCGCGUCCCUCGCCAAAAGACUUUGCGCAUGGCGACCACGACGCAUCUCACGGCCCAGGCGAGCUCGGAUGGAGGGAAGCACGAGAGGCUCGUCGCCAGAGCUUCUUCAAGCAAAAGAAGGAGGAUGUCGAGUCCGAUGCAUAG